This is a messenger RNA of Dentiscutata erythropus, 264 nucleotides long. The record is from the annotation of a GenBank genome assembly. NCBI's taxonomy places the organism in Eukaryota, Fungi, Glomeromycota, Glomeromycetes, Diversisporales, Gigasporaceae.
GAUGGUUGGAAACAAGAAAAUUUUAUUUUACAUGUUUUUGUUCCAAUUUGGUGUGGAGAUAUACCAGCAAUUAGCAAACUUACACAUCUUGUUGGACAUAAUGGAUAUAUGGAAUGUAGAUUUUGUGAUAUAAAAGGAGUAACUGAUACAAAUUCAGGUGUAAAUCAUGUAUAUUAUCCAUUAAACUAUCCUACAAAAAAAGGAGAACAAUCAUAUAAUAUAAAAAACCUUCCUCUACGUAAUCAUGAAUCUUAUUUAAAUAAG